AUGAGGGAUCCCACGACUGAAAUGGAACAAAUCUCACAACAACCGACCAACAGGUCGACGGCCCCGCGACGAAACCCGAAUAAAUCAGCUCGAGUCGCAUUCGGUCCCGACCUAGAAACCACAAUUCCCACUCGCGAAAGAUCUCCGGCCCCGUUGGCUGGCCACCAUCGUUCAUUCACAACGGUCGAACAAAGGCAGCCUUCUCUGGCGCUCCCCGAACGACCAACAAGUUCCUCUGGAGAGAAUUUAUCCAGCGGCAUAGAUGCAGAUACUCCCCCACGUCGCCCUUCGCCCCGGCGAUCGGAGAGUAGCCGACCCGCCAUGCUGAAGAGAGCUAAAAGUGAUUAUGGCCCAAGUCGUAUUACUUUUGAUAAAGCACCGGGUGAUGAUGACGAGGACUUUGCUAUGCGCCAUGGAUGGCAAGAGGAAUACACUUCCAGCGAAUAUUUGAAGAUAUUGCACUCGAAUUUCUACAUGUACUUCACCGAGAAGCGCCACGAAACCAACGGCGUCCCCAGAGACCCAGUCGGAAGCUGGCCCAGUCAGGACUGGCGUAUGAAGGACCGCCUGAAGACCGUGUCUGCAGCAUUGGCAAUUUGUUUGAAUAUCGGAGUUGACCCUCCGGAUGUGGUCAAGACAAACCCUACAUCAAAAUUAGAAUGCUGGGUGGAUCCCACCUCUACUACUGGUGGAGGUCAGAACAAGAUCAUGGAGCAGAUCGGAAAGAAGCUACAGGAGCAAUACGAAACUUUGAGUUUACGGACCAGAUACAAGCAAUACUUGGAUCCGUCAGUCGAUGAAACAAAGAAGUUCUGCAUAUCGCUUCGCCGAAACGCCAAGGAUGAACGAGUACUUCUACAUUACAAUGGUCACGGUGUGCCACUCCCAACUCAAUCGGGUGAAAUCUGGGUAUUCAACAAGAAUUAUACUCAGUACAUUCCCGUGCCACUCUAUGAUUUGCAAUCCUGGUUGGCUGGUCCCAGUCUUUUCGUCUUUGAUGUCUCGCACGCGGGCAACAUUGUCCAGAAUUUCCACACUUUUGUCGAGAAACAUGAGAAGGAGAACAUCGAAGCCAAAAAGCGAGACCCGAAUGCCAUCGUCCAGAACUACGGAGACUGCAUUCUCCUCGCUGCAUGCCAGAAAACUGAGUCUCUCCCAACGAAUCCCGACUUGCCUGCAGACUUGUUCACGUGUUGUUUGACGACACCAAUCGAAAUUGCUCUGCGCUUCUUUAUUCUACAAAAUCCACUCCGAACUGACAUUUCCAUUGACGAUUUCCGAGUUCCUGGUCGACUGCAGGAUCGCCGAAGCCCUCUUGGCGAGUUGAACUGGAUCUUCACCGCUAUCACUGAUACCAUUGCAUGGAACACUCUGCCUCGGGCAUUGUUCAAGAAGCUUUUCCGGCAGGAUCUGAUGGUUGCUGCUCUGUUCCGCAACUUCUUGCUAAGUGAGCGUAUUAUGCGAACCUACAAAUGCCAUCCCAUCUCUUCACCCGAGCUUCCAGAAACCCAUCACCACCCGCUAUGGAAGAGCUGGGACCUCGCAGUCGAGAUGGUGCUAUCCCAGCUUCCUGCUCUGAUUGAUCAUGAGGAGGGACGUCGCCAUUACGAAUACCAGCAUUCUACUUUUUUCGCUGAGCAGCUCACUGCCUUUGAAGUUUAUCUGUCGUCCGGUCCUACAGAAAAGAACCCACCAGACCAACUUCCGAUUGUGCUACAAGUUCUUCUAAGCCAGGCACAUCGUUUGCGGGCAUUGAUUCUGUUGAGUAAGUUCCUAGACCUCGGUCCAUGGGCUGUCCACCUUGCAUUGAGCAUCGGGAUCUUCCCAUACGUCGUCAAGUUAUUGCAAUCAGCGGCCCAGGAACUCAAGCCCGUCAUGGUGUUCAUCUGGGCCCGUAUCAUGGCAGUGGACCACACAGUUCAAAACGAUCUCCUCAAGGAUAACGGGAUUCAUUAUUUCAUCUCAAUCCUCAAUCCUUCUUCGCCAAUUCCCGUCGGCAAUGCCAGCGAGCAUCGUGCCAUGUGUGCUUUCAUAGUCUCCAUCUUUUGCAAGAACUACCCACAGGGCCAGAAUGUCUGCCUUUCUAACGAACUGUUUGACUCGUCACUCAGACAUUUGGGUGACGUGGAAAACCCUUUGCUGCGACAAUGGUCAUGUCUGUGUCUUAGCAUGCUCUGGUGUGACUUCCCAGAAGCAAAGUGGAUGGGUAUUCGUUGUGCCGCUCCCGCGAGACUUUGCGAGUUGAAUUUCGACCCCGUUCCGGAAGUUCGUGCUGCCAUGUUGCACGCUGUGACAACCUUCCUGGGAAUCCCUGACCUGACAGACCAAGUGGCUCAAAUUGAGGAAACCUUGGCUCUGGCUGUCUUGCCCAUGUCUGCAGAUGGUAGUGUGGUUGUCAGAAAGGAACUUCUAGUGUUCUUCUCCACAUUUGUCCGACGACACCAAAACAAAUUCUUGGUUGCGGCCUUUGAAGAACUUCAAGACGAGAAGCGUUCCCUGCGCCAGCGCUUCCAGAACGAAAACCCCCAUUCGACCUACAAUGAGAGCCAGGAUGGAAUAGUGUCUUCUACUCCAAAAAUAUCUCGCAAUACCACCUUCGGAACUAUCUGGAAACAACUUUUGGCUCUCUCGGUUGAUCCUCACCCUGAUAUUGGCCAGGAUGCUGCCAUCAUUGUCGAUUACAUCCACCUUGCAUUGCUAGAAUCUCCGAUGGCUCCCCUGACUAACAAGCUUAAAAAUGAAAUUUUGGAUCUUGCAGGGUUUUUGAACCUUCAAACUCACGAGCGUUCCGAGACAAAGAAGGUGGCGCCACCCUCGACGCCUCCCUCAUCAUCGGCAGCAACUUCAAAACAAGAAGGUUAUCUUUCGCUCGGUUUCAAACGAACAGCCAGUGUCGCUGCUUCCCUCAAGAACCUCGCGUUCGGAAACUUAGCAAACGGGGAUCCAUCAGACAACUCGAACCCCCCGUCUCCCUCAACAGGUAGGAUGCCCAUCACCCCUCGCGGCCGUGCUCCUCCCGAAUGGACUCGACCCCCAGAAGGCAAUGACCAUGUUGCUCCUGCGACAGCAUACCAUCAGGCACCUUCACCCACAUCACGAGGCUUUGAACCCAAAGGCGCUGGGGCUGUCCCAGUCAUUCCCCUCAAGAGCCGAUUCCUUGACUGGUCGACCGAGUAUUUCCGCGAGCCCCAGAUGAAGCCCAACGAGCCGGAUGAGCCUGGUAGCUCGGACUACAACCAACGCCUGUGGAGACGCGGCCGCAAUGAGAAAAUUAUUGCCGAAACCCAGCCCCUCAAAGGGAAGGCUGGAGCAAGCCGGUGGGAUAACUCCGUUGCUCUAUUGUCGAAUGGUAGCCAGCCUAUGAAGAUGUGCUUCCACCAAUUUGAGGAUCACCUUGCUGUUGCAGAUGAUCGAGACACCAUUGCAAUUUGGGACUGGCAGGGCCAAAGACGCCUUAAUCAGUUCUCGAACAGCAACCCUGCAGGAUCAAAGAUCAACGAGGUUCGAUACAUCAAUGAGGAUGAUCAGGCACUUCUCAUGACUGGAUCUUCGGAUGGUGUUAUUAAGCUAUUCCGUCAUUAUGAGUCCAGCAGAGAUAUUGAGGUGGUCACGGCUUUCAGGGCGCUUCCUGAGUUGAUUCCCAGCAAUAGAAACGCUGGUCUUGUACUCGACUGGCAGCAGGGCCAAGGUAAAGCCCUGGUUGCAGGCGAUGUCAAAGUCAUUCGUGUUUGGAAUGCUGCCACUGAAGUGUGCACAAACGAUAUUCCUGCCCGUUCUGGCUCGUGCAUUACAUCCUUGACCUCUGACCAGGUCGCAGGCAACAUCUUCGUUGCAGGAUUUGGUGACGGUGCCGUUCGAGUCUUCGAUCAGCGAUUGAAGCCCACCACUUCCAUGGUCAGGGUCUGGCGUGAGCACAAGCAAUGGAUUACCAACGUUCACAUGCAGCGUGGUGGGCUACGAGAACUAAUUUCCGGCGGCCGCAAUGGCGAGGUUCGCCUUUGGGAUCUGCGGAUGGAUGAUCCAAUCUCCACCAUCUACGCCACCAAAGACACCCUACGAACCUUGAGCGUACAUGAACACGCCCCUGUAUUCAGCAUGGGCACAAACCGCCACGAGGUCAAGACCUUCAACGUGGAUGGCACUUACCUGUCCACGUUCGAACCAUACUCAAGCUUCCUCCAUCAUAACCGCUCGUCCCCCAUUGCAAGCACUGCUUUCCAUCCCCACCGGACUGUGCUUGCAUGUGCCGCGCUGAAUGAUCACCACGUCAAUCUCGUGUCCUGCUAA
Molecule: messenger RNA, 4287 nt
Organism: Penicillium antarcticum
Lineage: Eukaryota; Fungi; Ascomycota; Eurotiomycetes; Eurotiales; Aspergillaceae
Product: ubiquitin-binding TORC1 subunit KOG1
Exons: 6
Coding region: 1-4287 (1428 amino acids)
Biological process (GO): regulation of autophagy; TOR signaling; cellular response to starvation
Cellular component (GO): TORC1 complex; cytoplasm
Molecular function (GO): protein-macromolecule adaptor activity; protein binding
Source: RefSeq, a predicted model, not a curated record